Acanthopagrus latus (yellowfin seabream) is the source of this 3535-nucleotide messenger RNA. RefSeq names its product zinc and ring finger 1 (gene znrf1). The transcript is spliced from 5 exons. Lineage: Eukaryota; Metazoa; Chordata; Actinopteri; Spariformes; Sparidae. The coding region runs from base 918 to 1571 and encodes 217 amino acids. The record is from RefSeq and is a predicted model, not a curated record.
UUUCCAACCAUUUCUAGGGUUUCAAACAAAGUGUGUGUGUGUGUGUGUGUGUGUGGUGUGUGUGUGUGUUAUCUCCCAGCACUGUCUCCUGUCCUGUCUGUAUUUAUGAUCCGAGCUUGCGCACUGAGCGCCUCCAUUGUCUGGCCAGCAGCAGCAGCAGCAGCAGCGGCGGCGGUGGCGGCGGCGGCAGCAGCAGCGGCGGCGGAGCGGAGAGAAGCGGAGCGCCGAUCGGAGCGCAGGGGAGCGGCUUCACCGUGACCCUCGUCUGCGGGACGAGAGCGACAGCUGCCCGGAGACCACCGGAGCGGACGGACGAGCGCGGACGGCGGCAUCAUUUCUUUUAGUCAGAGAGACAUCGUCGUUUUUUUUUUUUUGUUUGUUUGUUUGUUUUUUUUUGGCGGUCAGACAGACAGCAACAGUUGUCACGAUGUCUGAGAUCAGAUGAGGCGAGAGCAGCGGAGUGAAUAUUGCGGCGCUGCUGUGCUCCGGGCCGGGCUGGAUAAACGUGUUGCUGCCGCGUCCCGCCUGCAAUGAUACCGCCGCGUUAAUCACCUGGGACAGCGAGGGGGGAGCGCGCCGCGCAUCUUGUUUGUCACUCGGGGCUUUCGGCGUCAUUCAGCUCGUCAGCCGUCCCCACGGCCGUGUCGAGGUUUUGUCUGCGGGUGAGGUGAAUCCAGACGUCAGGGCGGGCUCAUGUUCCGCUCAGCAGGGAAACGGGCUGUUGCGUCUGCAGAGAGUCAGAGCUGACGAGCCUGCUGAGACACACGGACAGACAGGCAGGCAGGCAGGCCGAGAGACAGACAGGAGCGAGGGGAGGGGGGCGACAGCCUGUUUCGGCUCUCUCGACCCUCUGCGGAUCGAGCCGAGCCCCCUCCUGUUUCCACCCAGAACCCCCACCCACCUGCCUCCCGCUUUGGAUGGGGGGAAAGCAGAGCACGGCGGGUCGGCCCCGAGGUGCUUUUCCCGGUGUCUCUACGGAUGACAGCGCGGUGCCACCCUCGGCCCACUUCGGCCACUACCGGCCGAGCGGCACCAUGGGCCUGCGGAGCCGCUCGGUGAGCUCCGUGGCCGGGAUGGGCAUCGAGCACAGUCCCGCCGUGCCCUUCGGCUUCUACACCCCAAGAGGAACGGACUCGGAUCGAGCCGGAGGGGGGUCAGGGGGCACCACCGCCGCCCCCCACGGUACCGGCUACCAGGACACUGGGGGCGGAGGGCACCACACGGACGGGGUGCUCUAUCUGGGGUCCCGGGGGUCGCUGGCUGACACCUUGCCCCUGCACAUCGCACCCCGCUGGUUCAGCGCGCACAGCGGAUUCAAGUGUCCUGUCUGCUCCAAGUCUGUGGCGUCCAAUGAAAUGGAAGUUCACUUCAUCAUGUGUCUCAGCAAGCCUCGCCUCUCCUAUAAUGAUGAUGUGUUGGCGAGGGAUGCCGGUGAGUGUGUGAUCUGUCUAGAGGAACUGCAGCAAGGGGACACCAUAGCCAGACUGCCGUGCCUCUGCAUUUACCACAAAAGCUGUAUAGACUCAUGGUUUGAGAUCAAUCGGUCCUGCCCCGAACACCCCUCCGACUGACUGACCACCACGGCCACAAUGAAUACUGUUCAAGGAUGACUCAUUGUCCUGCCAUGGAUAUCUGGACACAGACUCAACCAAAUCUGAUGAAACAAUCAAAGCGAUCAACACAUACGUAUCCUGAAAGAAUCCCAUCAUCCCAACCAAGAUAAUUAUUCCUCGUGAACUGAACCAAAAAAAAAAACCGUGAACCAUCGUACAUUAUAGGGCCCCUACCGAGCCCCUCCAUUUUACGUCUGCUGAAGAGACUGCUUAGAACUCCCCUGCCCUUCCUCUCACUUCCCCAGGCUAACAGAGUCCCUCAAAGGGCUUCAUCGGCCUCCACUCCCUCUCCAACUCAAGUGGCCAUUUGCCUCCCUGACGCGCUCAGGUCCUUGCAGGCCUCCAGCAGCUGGCCUUCCAUCUUGUAUCUGGAUCCAGGCCUGUCAGUCAUUAGUGUCCAGCCCUCCCAUGGCCUUAACUGGGGAGAGGAGAGAAAGCAGAGCAGAGUGGGGAGUGAGCGAGGGAAGGAAGGAGACCACACGAGAAAGAAGGAAGGCGACGAGGACAAGGAGGAAACUGACGCAUGGAGGAUUGUUGAGUUGCAGAAGCUUGCUUUGAGAAACAGACUUGUACAUUAUUUGGUGGGCCUCUCAUCUCACAACAGGACUCCAACUCGGUGACCUCUCAUUAAAGACUGGGUCCCGGUGUGCUUCUUUCUCAUAGUUCCCGCCUCAGUUCUGCACCCUUCCUCGGUGAUUUGACUCAUAAUAAUCAAAUCAAAAAGUCCCAACAAUGCUUCUUAGAUCUGGUUUUUUGCACACCAGGGCAGGCAGGGACGGAUGGAGGGUUAAAAAGAAAAUGGAAUAAGUAAACUGGGAUGUCAGCUUGUGUCGUUUGUAUAGGAUCGAGGGGGGAUCUAAAGGUGGACUGGGGUUGGAGGAGAGGAGUGGAGAGGAGCAGUCUGAGCAUGCUCAGUUCUGAUUGGGAGGGAGGAAGGGGCCAGCAAUGUAGUUUACGCUCCUACUGUGUAACAUGUGUGUUAAGGAUGCUCCAGUGUCAGGCUUCAGCCGGUUUGUGUAUGUACACUGUGUGUGUGUGUGUGUGUGUGUGUGUGUGUGUGUGUGUGUGUGUGUGUGUGUGUGCGUGUGUCUGUGUGUGCUUGUGAGUGUGUGUGUGUGAGCAUGUGCUUGUGUGUGCGGACGUGUGUCUGUGUGUGUGUGUGUGUGUGAGCUUGGAACUGUGACAACAUAGCUUUUGCUGAAGCCAAGUGUGUGUGUGUGUGUGCGUGUGUGUGUGUGUGUGUGUGUGUGUGUGCGUGAGACAGCGUGAAAGGUCAGUGUAGAGGGCUGACUGGGACAGUGCUGUGCGUGUCUGUGUAUUGAAACGUUUACAGUCUAGAUGUCCAUGUUCCCUGUGCGUGCGGCUGGCAGUCGUCCCUUUACUUUGCUGAUGUUUACAGCUACAGAGAAGCGACAUGACAUAUUGUAAAUGACACGCGUAACCUCUCUUGGUUCUUUCUUUUUAGAUCUGCCAGAGUUUUCAUGUGACCAUGAUUAGUCAUUUUCUCGUGAGAGCCUCGAGUGUGAGAGCGUGUGUGUGUCUCCGUGCAUAUGACUGUUCGUGCAUGUGUGUUGGAGUGUGUGAUUCAAGAGGCACCUCUUGGUCUAUGCUACUGUCAGUUCCCCACGUUGUGUUUCUGCUAGAGUAGGUCUGGCUGACUGUGACUGGAGACGCGAGCCACUCAGACCUGAAAAAAGGACUCUGUAGUCCCACUGUGGAUCCACUGGACGGGGCUUAUUUAUUCAUUUGUUCAUAUUUAACAAUAUUUGUUUAAUAUUUCAAUCAUGUGAGGUGUUACUCACUCUUCAGAAUGCCAAGAGCUGAUGUAUGAAGACUACUACGAAUCAACAUACAAACAAACUGCAUUUACAACGCUACUGUAAACAAAUGGUGGAAUAAAUUGUGCUAGAUGACAGACUCUA